CGAUUCCAUCAUAGGACACUCAUUGCCCUCACCCACUCUGCAUCGUUCACGCCAGAAACAGUCCGAAAUGGCCUUGAGAAAGCGUAGAAAGGUCGUAAAUGCUCUAUCGCCACCAAGUUCUGUCCGUCCCAGUUGUGGGAGCGACGAGUCUUCCGUGCGCUCACUUUCACUUGCGAGUACCAGGCUCACAAGUACCAGCCACCCUUCAUGCCUUCCGGCGGACAUCUUACUUCUUAUUGUUGAAGCCAUAGGAAAGAACGAAGAUCCGCAGAAUGAGCUACGCGCCUGCGCUCUGACGUGUCGCCUCCUACGCUCGCGAUCCCAGGCGCGUCUCUUCAGCUCUCCAAUUCUUUCCGAUGAGCAUCAGUACUCGACAUUCUCGCGAGCUCUAGAUGGCUCCUCAGCUCUAUCCGCCUACGUUCAAAGCUUGCGCUUGUACGUGGGCACCACUCACCCCGAUAUGCCCAUUCCCCCACACCUCGUGGUCGGAUUGAAGAAUCUCAAGGCGGCGACUUUCGUUGGAGAUGGAACCGUCUUGGGUACGCCAGUGCCAGAACGAACGAUAUCUUUCGUCAAGCUCUUCGGCGUCUUGAGCUCGACGCUCUCACGACUGGAGCUCGUGUUGUUCAAGUUCGCCGACUUUGCGGAGCUUGUCCGCCUCAUCUGGUCCUUCCCGGACAUCACGUCUCUCUCACUCGUUGGGUGCAGCUGGGGAAAGUCACAUGAGCAAAACACUCAGCGAGAUUGCCUGCCGGAGAUACAGCACUACCCUCGUCGCGCGCAGUGCUUGACAUCGCUCACGGUCAGUCUGCCCCUCUCCCUUCGGUUCUCGCUGACCAGUCGAGGCAGUUGCGACUCUCAUCUCGUUUGAACUUGUCGCUCCCAGCAUGGGGAGAUAGCGUCCGGGACUUAGAGAUUCAGGGCGCGGACCUCUCUGAUGACUUCAAGGGCAUAUCCACGUUCUCUCGUCUAGAGCGGCUCUGCCUCACGCUCUGCGCAAGCCAGCUGAGUGCUGUCCUCUUCGCUCUCAGAAACGUCCGCUCGCCGACCUUCAAACGCCUCGUGAUCAAGCACCAUCUCAAGGGACAGAGCCGUAACUCAGCCCUCAUACAUGUUAAGGCGCUGAGACUCGACACUAUCCUGGACCCAAGCGCGUUCCCAGAACUAAAGGCGGUAGACUGGACUGUGAUCACUAGCGAUAUUGUGGACGAAGCGAAGGUUCAGGGCUGGGUGGAGGAUAUUGGAAGACAGAUGCCUCAUGUGAGAGAUCGCGGACUGUUGACGUGUAAAAUUGAGCAAAAGAACAUGUUCUUUGAUACAUAGAGCAUGUCAAGGACGUCUUCUCAGACGUUGGAUGCAAUGCAUC
Molecule: messenger RNA, 1366 nt
Organism: Dichomitus squalens LYAD-421 SS1
Lineage: Eukaryota; Fungi; Basidiomycota; Agaricomycetes; Polyporales; Polyporaceae
Exons: 3
Coding region: 68-871 (267 amino acids)
Source: RefSeq, a predicted model, not a curated record